CACCUUGGUACCAUCUUGGUAAUCAGGCAGCGGUCCCCGGCCUUCUUGCACCAGCCGCUUCUGGAUCCCAUCCGCUCGGAGCUGCGAUAUAUGGUCCGCCAUGAUGGCUCCACACCCAAGUUCUGCUCCGGCGCAGCCUUCGUUUGCUUCCGUAGCCACUUGAGGAAUCGUCGAAGUUUGCUUCGGCUAGUUCCGGACAUACUCGGUCAUGUCCGUAUCCGGUCUCGGCCGCGUCCGGUAGCACUCGUAGUAUUUCGGAAAGAGUCGUAGUGCUUGUGUGCUCUGUGCUUAUUGCAAAGAGGGCGCUUGUGAGGGAAGCCUAGCAUUGGGGCUCUCAAAUCCAGCUUGUGGAAGCUGGGAGGUGUACAUCUUCAUGUAUUGUACCCCUGGGCUUUCCUGAUAAGUUUGAUAGUCUUCGCUUCUUCUUCCCAUGGGUGAUCGCUGCUGCCCGGUGUCUGUCUGCUAGGGACGCGUCUUUGCACUGAAAACACCUCUAUGUAGCAAUGGCAAAGUUUGCAGUCUUCGAGGCUUCACAGAACUAUUCUUCAAACAGGGGGGAAAUUUCGGGAUGGUGCCAAUCCUCAAACCUCGAAGUAAAAGACAAGAGGGAGCUUGCGCAGCCUAGACAACUAUGAGAAUGCUGGUGUUGGACAACAAAGACGAGCUGAAGCUGCUGAAGAAAAAGCUGGAGAGCUGCUUUCCUGAGUCCUUGAAGGUUCAUGGGGCUGUUCUGAAUGCAUAUCAGGGAAAUCCCUUUCAUCAGGAGAUACUAGUGGAUUCCUGGCCCAGUUUCCAAGUUGUUAUUGCACGGCCCAAGAGAGAGAAAGCAUCAGAAACCAACUACUUUGCCCAAUCCUGUGCAGUUUUCUAUAGGGACCUAGAUUCCUACAAGCAAUUGGUUAACGAUACUGAUGCCAUUGACUGGAACCAAGAAUUCCUCCUCCAAGGUCUGCAGGAUGGUGUGUAUCGGACAUCUUUGAGCCUAGCUGCUGCGAAGCACUUCUCUACAAAGCUGGUGUCUCGAACCCAGGUUUUUGUUCUGCAGAAGCCCCUGCACUUGUCUACUCCCACCCCCGUGUCAGGCUCAAAGCUGAAGCUCUCAUCCCUCAGUACCACUCAUGCCAGCCUGCUGAAUGAGACCUGGAGCAUAGGUGGCAAUGAGCAAAGUCUUCAGUAUCUGACUCAGCUGAUCAGCUGCUUCCCCAGUAGUUGCCUUCUGGAUGCUAGAGGCUGCCCAGUAUCUUGGGUCCUGCUAGAUCAGUUUGGGUGUCUGACCCAUGCAUACACCAUGCCAGCUCACCGUGGCAAAGGCUACAUUCAAUUGGUGAUAGCAGCACUGGCCAGGAAACUAGAAAGCCUGGAUUAUCCAGCAUAUGGUGAUGUUCUGGAAGACAACAUACCUAUGCAGAAGGCCCUGCAAUGCCUUGAAGCCUGUUUCACCACUUGCUUUCUGUCAUAUGACCUGCAUACUCCUGCUGUGACUGGCUCCUCAAAUACUCAGACAGUAGAAGCAGCCUCAGUUGCCUAAUUCAUAUGCCCUUGCAAAUAUGUUGUCAUCCACUUCAAAGUUUCUGCAUGAUUAUGAUUUUUCAUUAAAGUACAGUGACUGACA
Molecule: messenger RNA, 1612 nt
Organism: Hemicordylus capensis (graceful crag lizard)
Lineage: Eukaryota; Metazoa; Chordata; Lepidosauria; Squamata; Cordylidae
Product: glycine N-acyltransferase-like protein 3
Exons: 6
Coding region: 632-1528 (298 amino acids)
Cellular component (GO): mitochondrion
Molecular function (GO): glycine N-acyltransferase activity
Source: RefSeq, a predicted model, not a curated record